Aspergillus steynii IBT 23096 is the source of this 711-nucleotide messenger RNA. RefSeq names its product germin family protein. NCBI's taxonomy places the organism in Eukaryota, Fungi, Ascomycota, Eurotiomycetes, Eurotiales, Aspergillaceae. The record is from RefSeq and is a predicted model, not a curated record. Gene Ontology annotation, molecular function: manganese ion binding. The transcript has 3 exons. Gene Ontology annotation, cellular component: cell wall. The coding region runs from base 1 to 711 and encodes 236 amino acids.
AUGCUUCCUCAAUCUAUUGUGUGCUCGGUCGUCGCCGUGAUGCUCGCCCUUGCCCUUCCGGCGAAGGCAGCACCUCAGCCGAUCAGCCAGCGCUCCACCCCUGAGCUCAGCCGGACAGCUCAGUUGAAACUUGCCGACUCUUCCACGGAGCGCUACCAGCUCCUCCCUAACAAUGAGGACUUCAUCUUCAAGGUUACCCCAGACGGGGACCCCGUUGCGACCAGCAAGAACUUCCCAGCCCUUACUGGUGUCGGCGCCUCCUUCAGUAUUGGGCAGCUACCAGCAUGCAGCAUGGCCUUUCUCCACCUCCACCCUCGAGCCACCGAGCUGUUCUCUCUUUCUUCUGGCCACAUCCUGUCUGAAAUGGUCCCCGAAGUGGCAGCUGUUGACUCUAAAGGCAACCAGCGAACUAUCCGCGUAGAGCUCGAGCCUGGAAUGGUGACUAUCUAUCCGGCAGGUUCGUUUCACACGCAGGUGAACCCGGACUGUGAGCCUGCCAACUUCACGGCUGCGUUUAACUCGGAUGAGUUUGCUGUGGGGCUGGUUGCGAGGCAGACACUCUCGCUCAGCGAUGGUGUUAUUGCUCGGACCUUUGGGCAGAGUAUUGCUGGUGAGGAUAUUGAGAAGGUCAGAGAGGCUAUCCCUACUAGUAUGGCUAUUAAGGUUGAGGAGUGCUUGAAGAAGUGUGGUAAGGAGAAGCGCCAGACUUGA